AAUUCGGAAGAAGUUAAUGCAGUCAAAGUUUCUUUUUUGCGUUUCCUGCGCAUUGUUAUUUGCUCGAUCUUCCAGCUAUGGCAAAGACACGACAGAUUUUGCAAGGUAUAUCCAUCACCAAAGAGCCUCUUCAACUGGAAUGGUACCGACGUCUUCGAAGUGUGUCGGAUUGAACAACGAAUCGGGUCACUGCGAGCACUUAAAACGGUGCUUAUCUCAUGAGUAUGGUUCAAACUUUACGCUGGCUAUAAAUCACUCGUGCGUAAUCGACCAAACAUACACAGGCAUUUGUUGCUCGAGACGUGGCAACGAAACGCGUACAAAUUCUAUGGUAGACGAGGAUUUUGCCGACACUCUUCCGCAGAUUGCUGCGAGUGACGAUAAGAAACAAAAUGAGGUGAGAAUCGUUUGGUCGGGCGAGCAUAGAACGACAACGUCUCGGCCUAAAAAUCCGGCAUUGAGAGGAUGCGGAACUACAUUGAAAAGUCAAAGCAAGUUGCUGGGCGGUAGACCGGCCGAUUCCACGAAAUGGCCCUGGAUGGUAGCUCUUCUUACAACGAAUAACGCUUACUAUUGUGGUGGUGUGCUCGUCACCGAUAGACACGUUUUAACGGCUGCCCACUGCGUCUACAAAUUUGGACCACAGGAGAUCAAAGUCAGGCUCGGUGAAUACGAUUUCGCGACGAGCGAAGAAACGAGAGCCGUGGAUUUCGCGAUUUCCGAAAUACGUAUACAUCGAGACUUUGCUCUUGACACGUUCGAAAAUGACAUAGCAAUAGUCAAACUGUACCCACCGACCGUCUUCGACAGUUACAUUUGGCCCGUGUGUCUGCCACCAAUUGAUCAAACGUUCGAGUACAAGGACGCAGUUAUAACAGGUUGGGGCGCACGCUACUACGGAGGCUCCUAUAGUAAGGUUUUGAUGGAAGUCGAGGUCCCAGUAUGGCCGCAGAGUAAAUGCACGAGCAGUUUCACUCGACGAAUCGCUAAUACGACGAUUUGCGCCGGCGCUUACAACGGCGGAGGCGACGCUUGUCAGGGUGAUUCCGGUGGACCACUCCUUCAUCAGCUUGCAAAUGGCAGAUGGCUACCGCCGCAUAAGAAACAACGCCGAUUUUGUACAACGAAGAAAACUUACCGAGAACCGGAAGGACUUUCGGCAACGCGAUAUCGAACCUAG
Molecule: messenger RNA, 1180 nt
Organism: Bombus terrestris (buff-tailed bumblebee)
Lineage: Eukaryota; Metazoa; Arthropoda; Insecta; Hymenoptera; Apidae
Product: proclotting enzyme
Exons: 9
Coding region: 17-1180 (387 amino acids)
Biological process (GO): proteolysis
Molecular function (GO): serine-type endopeptidase activity
Source: RefSeq, a predicted model, not a curated record